AUGGAUGAUACCGUAAAGGUCGAAGUCAAACUGGCGGUAUUGUUGCCAGGUAUGAUUGCUGAUCUCGCUUUCAAUUACAUGGUCAAUCAAGGUGCCGGAAAAACCGAACAGAUCAUGAAGGUCUUCAACUCUACAGUCAUUGAGUCACUCAACAACUACGACGACGUCUACAGCAACAUUGAAACAUUGGUCGACAACGGUUACAACUACAUCAUGACCAGCGAUCUCUCACAACAGGAAGCCGCCUUUGACGCCGCCAACCGUUGGAGUGUCAAAAAACAAGUGUACUUCUUGAUUCGUUCCGACGGUAGUUACUCGUCGAAAUCGACAUUGGUAUCGACCUACGACAUCAAUCCAGUCUCGCCAUUCUACAUGCUCGGAUACAUUGCCGGUUUGCAAUCGGCUCAGAUGACCAACAAGAUCGGAUUGGUCGUUCCAGGUCCAGACACUGAGAACUAUUACACUGCCAACGCAUUCUAUGCCGGUGCCAACAAAGCCAAUCCAAACGCCAAGCUCUACACUGUCUCCACUUCAUCGUAUGACGACGCUGACACUGCUGGCGGUGCAAUCGAUCGUUUGAGUAAACUCAAGAUUGACAUUGUCAGUCAAUCGCAAACUAGCAACCAAGUUUGUGAAGCAUUCGUACACAAUGGAACAUUCGGACUUGGAUCCAAUGGAUUCCCAUACGAAUCGAUCCUCGGUGGUUCCGUCAUCCAGAGUAUCGUCAUGAAUUUCGAGACCAUCUUUUCCUACGUCGGAGUCACAAUUCAAUACCAAAACUACACUCAAAACGAUUAUUAUUUAGAUUUCAAUUCUGGUUUCUAUACAUUGGAUCGUUAUUCAUUCAUUGUUGAUGAUAAUUUCAAAUCAAUGUCAAAUGCAGUCUAUAAUGAUUUGAGAUCAAAGAAUGCUGCCGAUCAUCCAUAUCUUUGUAAUCCAUUGAACAAACCAAUGUUUGGAGAUAAUUGUAUCAAGUUUGGACAAAUGUUGGGAAUGGAGCAAUUAUACAGUCAAAUCGAUGAUCAAGGAUACUUUGCUAUGCCAACCACUGAGAUCUACGAUCGUAAGCAAAUCAACUCUGCCUUUGUUUCGGUUUCCGCCAUCCAAAUCGGUGUUGCCUUUAUCUUUUUCGUGCUCUGCAUCGUCUUUAAGAAGAGAUUGCCCAUUCAAUACUCGAACAUCUUGUUCUGUUUCGGUUUGGGAUUCGGUGCAAUCUUGGUGCCAAUCGGUGUCAUCUUAUUCAACACUCACCAAAAGACCACCGGUAUCUGCACCUCGCGUAUCUGGAUGUUGUCACUCGGUUACAACUUCCUCAUCGGUCUCAUGAUCAUCAAGAACACCCGUAUCUACUUCAAGUUCAAACAACUCCUCGAAACACGUUCCGACGAGAUCUCGCCAAUUCCACCCGCGCAAGUCUACAGCUGGUACACCGGUUUGCUCCUCGUCAACAUUUUGCUGCUCGCCCUUUACACCGGUGUCGGAAACCCCUCCAACCACGACUCUCUCGGAUUGGACGGCAUCGGUAAAUACGAGUACACUCAAAACUGCGUCAACAACAAAGCCGGUGACAAUAUCAUCUAUGCUCUGCUCGUUUUCCACGGUUUACAGUUGCUCUACGGUUGCUUGAUCUCCUGGAAGACAAGAACCAUAGAUCUCGAAGAGUUUGAAGAGACACACGAAUUCGCCAGUGCCAUCUACUUGAUCAGUUUCACACUGUUCAUUGUCAUCCCAUUGAUGGCCGGUAUCGAGAACCAACGUUCGCGUGACGCCAUCAUCUCUUCGAUGGCCGUCUUCACCACUUUCACAACAUUGCUCAUCAUUUUCGGUUCCAAGAUGUGGAAGAUCUACAAGCCAGUAGAAGACGACGGUCUUCCACAGAUCAAGAUGCAACAACUUCCAGACAAACGUCGUGGAAAGACCUCACCAUACAAUCAUUCGACACUCACCAAAUCAGCAUUCCUCACCGCCGUUGUCAACCCAACAGGAUCAUCUUCAUUCAAAGAUCCAGCCGAUAAUUAA
This is a messenger RNA of Heterostelium album PN500, 2019 nucleotides long. It is a transcript of the gene grlL, whose product is annotated as PBP1 domain-containing GABA-B-like receptor. The record is from RefSeq and is a predicted model, not a curated record. The coding region runs from base 1 to 2019 and encodes 672 amino acids. The transcript has 2 exons. Gene Ontology annotation, molecular function: G protein-coupled receptor activity. Gene Ontology annotation, biological process: G protein-coupled receptor signaling pathway. Gene Ontology annotation, cellular component: plasma membrane. NCBI's taxonomy places the organism in Eukaryota, Evosea, Eumycetozoa, Acytosteliales, Acytosteliaceae.